Messenger RNA from Debaryomyces tyrocola, 1617 nucleotides. The record is from the annotation of a GenBank genome assembly. Lineage: Eukaryota; Fungi; Ascomycota; Pichiomycetes; Serinales; Debaryomycetaceae.
AUGGCAUUUGAAGACAAGUUGGUAAUACCAGCCCUCAAGCUUAAAAUUUUUUUGGAUAAAUUCCCAAAAUUCUACAAUAUUUAUGUUGUUACUAUGAUCUCUUGUGUUUCUGGUAUGAUGUUUGGGUUUGAUCUCUCCUCGAUUUCCGCAUUUGUUAGUAAUGAUGAUUAUGUUAAAUACUUCAAUUAUCCAAGCGCAGAAUUACAGGGCUUUAUUACUUCGGCAAUGGCAUUGGGUUCAUUCUUCGGAUCCAUAUCUGCUUCCUUUGUAUCAGAACCCUUUGGUAGACGGCCUUCCUUGUUGACAUGCGGCUUCUUUUGGGUAGCCGGGGCUAUAAUUCAAUCCUCAUCACAGAAUGUAGUUCAAUUGAUUAUCGGAAGAAUCAUAGCCGGGUAUGGUGUUGGAUUCGGGUCUUCUGUUGCUCCUGUAUAUAGUUCCGAAAUGGCACCAAGAAAAAUUAGAGGCCUAAUAGUUGGACUUUUUCAACUAUCAAUUACAAUUGGUAUGCUCAUUAUGUUCUAUGUGGCUUACGGCUGCCAAUUUAUUAAUGGCGUUGGAUCAUUUAGACUUGCCUGGGGUUUGCAAAUUAUUCCUGGUAUUAUUCUAAUUGUCGGAUGCUUUUUUAUUCCAGAAUCUCCAAGAUGGUUAGCAAAACAAGGCUACUGGGAUAGCGCUGAAGCAAUUAUUGCAAACAUUCAAGGUAAAGGUAAUAAAGAAGACCCAGAUGUUAUAAUCGAAGUAAGCCAAAUUAAAGAACAGAUUCUUACAUCGGAAAAGCUUUCCUCCUUUACUUUUGCGGAUUUGUUUACCAAAAAGUAUAUUGUAAGGACAAUCACAGCCGUAAGCUCUCAAAUUUGGCAACAAUUGGCAGGCCUGAAUGUUAUGAAUUAUUACGUGGUCUAUAUUUUCCAAAUGGCAGGCUAUACCGGUAAUGCGAAUUUGAUCGCAUCUUCUAUUCAAUAUGUUCUAAAAACUGUAGUAACCGGAGUAUCAUUAUUAUUUAUAGAUAAAUUUGGUAGAAGGUAUAUUCUUGUAAUAGGUGGAGUUUUAAUGAUGGCUUGGCAAUAUGCUGUUGCUGGUCUUUUGGCCACUUAUGCUGAUUCAGUAGAUGCACUUGGGGGUAAUGACACUAUUAGGAUAAAGAUUCCUGAAGGUAGAAAACCGGUAGCAAAAGCCGUUAUUGCAUCAUGUUAUUUAUUCGUUGUUUCAUAUGCUGGGAGUUGGGGGGUCUGCGUUUGGGUAUAUUAUUCAGAAGUUUGGGGUGAUAACGCAUCAAGACAAAGAGGUGCUGCUAUUGCUACGUCUGCAAACUGGCUAUUUAAUUUUGCUCUCGCUAUGUAUACACCGUCUGCUUUUAAGAAUAUCACUUGGAAGACAUACAUUAUUUAUGCAACCUUUUGUGCUUGUAUGUCUAUACAUGUUUUCUUCUUUUAUCCUGAAACUAAAGGCAGAAGAUUAGAAGAAAUCGGCCAAAUGUGGGAUGAGCAUGUUCCUGCUUGGAGAAGUAGACUGUGGCAACCAAACAUACUAGUUUCAUCUGAUAAGGAAUCGAUAUUAAAAGUAGAAGUUGAACACCUUGGAGGUGGAAGUAAAACUGUGGAAUCAGAAGACAAAUGA